Pararge aegeria (speckled wood butterfly) is the source of this 645-nucleotide messenger RNA. RefSeq names its product 60S ribosomal protein L10a-like. The transcript has a single exon. The record is from RefSeq and is a predicted model, not a curated record. The coding region runs from base 1 to 645 and encodes 214 amino acids. Lineage: Eukaryota; Metazoa; Arthropoda; Insecta; Lepidoptera; Nymphalidae.
AUGACGAAGAUAUCGCGUGAUACGAUAAAUGAAUGCGUGAAGGCCGUCCUCGUGACAUCUAAGGACGAAAGGAGUAACAUGUUUGAAAUAAUCGAACUCCAAGUCGUUCUGAAGAACUCUGCCCCAAACAAGGACAGUCGCUUCGGUGGCUCCUCCAGGCCUAAGUGUGUGAAGAGGCAAAAAGUGCAGGCGAUCGAGUCUGGUGACCAGCAGAACGGGGACACGGCGAAGACCGUGGCUUUGCCCAACAUGGAUUUAGAAGCCCUGAAGAAUAUUUACAGGACCAGGAGGCUUGCCAAGAGCCUAGCCAAGAAGUAUAGCAGUUUCCUCGCCUCGCAGCCAAUCAUGAAACUGAUCCCGCUUUUGUUGGAUCUCGGUCCGAAUACGACUGCAAAGUUCUCCAGUGUGCUCUCCUACCAGGAUACCAUCAACGACAAGAUUGAAGCGGUUCGGGAACAAAAUCAGAUGAGGAAGAACUUCCGCCUCUCGAUUGCAAUCGGCCAUGAUAAUAUGACUCCGGAGGAGCUUGCCAACCAACUGAGCUUGUCUGUCGACUUCUUGGUUUCUCUCUUAAAGAAAAGUUGGCAUAAUGUGCGCUCCCUGCAUAUUAAAUCUGCAAUGGGAGAACCCUUAAAAUUGUACUAA